UUAAUUCUUAAAAAACAUUCCCAGGAAUUUUUUCCCAGCCAAAUUCCCUAAACUUUGCGGGAACGAUUUUUUGUGCCCGAGAUUUUGCGGGCAAGAAAAAGUAUUCUUGAGAAAUCUCGGGAAAGAAUACUCAUUUUCUAUUCGUUGUUGAGAAGGAAGUAUGACGUAAAAAUGUAACAUUUUAUUUAUUUUAUGAUAAUCUAAAAGCAUCAAAUCGCAUCUGUGUUUGCAUUAUAAAGUUUUUCUAAGUUUUUAACUUACCUUUUUUCUCCUUAACUUUCUCUAAAACGUAUAAUCUAAAAUGUCUGAUCAAAUAAGCAGAAACACUGGUGGCGGUCCUUCCAACAACGAUUCCGCAGAUAAAAGCCUUGAUAGAACCAAAACUACACCUGGUCAAAUUAGGGCUAUGAUUGGUGUCUUUGAGAGUGACCAAGACCUUUUUAAGAUAUAUCUUGGUGGACAAAAGUCGUCCGCUCCUUCAGCUGGUAGUCAGAUAAAAAAAAGAGAGAUCAUUGAGAGAUUGUUUCAGCAACUUCUGGCAGAUAGAGUAAUUCCGUCUUCCUGGAAUUUCAAAUCGGUUGGAAAACGUUUUGAACGCCAACCCGCAAAGUAUCGCAAUAUACAAAGAGAUAUGAGCUCUACCGGUUUUGGCUUGACUACAGAUAGCAUUAAACGUGGACUGAUCUCCAUCGAGAUCAAGUGUAAACAUUUGUGUAUUCGAUUUUCUCGUUUGGCUGCUCUGCAUGGUGUUAGACCAAACAUAACUCCUUAUUGUGUGGCUUUCCAUGGAGCCCCUGGUGGUACCGAGUAUACAUACUCCAACAGAGUAAGGCCAUCAUUAGCUGCAAUUGAGGCACAAAAUUUUGCAGUUUUUGGUGGUCAACAAGAGGCGAUUGAAGAGGUCAGUCGAUUGUUGGUUGGAAUUGAUGCGGCUGAAUCUUCAACAAGAUCAUCUGCUUCUCUUUCCUCUGGUGCUCCUUUGGCGGCUGAUAAUCCUUUGGCUGCUGAUGUUCCUUUGGCUGCUGGUGCUGCUUUGGCUGCUCGUUCUCCGUUGGCUGCUGGUGCUUCUCUUUUCUCUGGUGCUCCUUUGGCUGCUAGGUCUUUGUCUGCUGCACCUGUGUCUACUGAGCGUUCUUCCUCGUUCCGUUUUUCUUCUGUUGGGCCAUUCUCAAACGAAACUCUCUCUUUCCCUCGUCCUGCUUUAGAAGUACCAGCUACCAAUGUUGCUUCUUCUCCUCUAUCGGUUCCAUCUAAUACCCCGCCAUCAAGUCGCAAACCAUUAUUUGAAUCAUCAUUAGAGAAUGGUUUGUUGGAUUUCUUUUUUUUUAAUGAUGCUGGGUCGUAUCAUGCUGUGGACCAUGACAGCGAUGUCAACAGUGGUAGUGCUGCUCGUGCUGGUGGUGGUGUUAGUGCUGGUGUUGCUGGUGGUGUUGCUGGUAUUGCUGGUGUUGCUGGUGGUGUUGCUGGUGGUGUUGCUGGUGGUGUUGCUGGUGGUGCUGCUGGUGGUGCUCGUGUUGCUGGUGGUGCUAGUGCUGGUACUGGUGCUGGUACUGGUGCUGGUGGUGCUCCUGUUGCUGGUGUUCGUAGCGGUGCUGGUGUUGGUGUUGGUGUUGGUGUUGGUGUUGGUGUUGGUGUUGGUGUUGGUAUUGGUGUUGGUGGUCGUGCACGUGCUCGUGGUCGUGGUCGUGGAGGUGUUAGUCGCGCUGGUACCGUUCAGCCUGAAAUGCCAACGGCUGAUCGCAUCCGUGUUGAUCCCGAUCACGCCAUGAGAAACAAGAGGAUCAAAAAAGACUUUUCUUCUGAGUAUCGCGAGGCUCAGUUGAGAAGGGACGAAGUAUUGAGCGAAAAUAGUCAGAGGGAGUUCGAUUUGGGUAUGUCCCAAUUGCUUGUUACUUGUCUGACAACGAACGCCUUCAAUACAUCGUCAUUUACGGAAAUUACCAGACAUCUGGCUGAUUUUCGUAGAUCUCUGAGGGAUCUUGUCGAUGAUGUUGAUGUAUAUGAUGAUACAGAGUAUCUUUACAAUCUUGAUAGUGAUGAAGAUGAGCACGACGACGGUAAUCCUUCAACAGAUGUAAAUUAA
This is a messenger RNA of Mucor mucedo, 2083 nucleotides long. RefSeq lists its product as uncharacterized. Lineage: Eukaryota; Fungi; Mucoromycota; Mucoromycetes; Mucorales; Mucoraceae. The transcript has 2 exons. The coding region runs from base 302 to 2083 and encodes 593 amino acids. The record is from RefSeq and is a predicted model, not a curated record.